AUGGUGGACUCUGUGACCUACGCUGAUCUUCAGUUCAAAGCUCGUACAGAUCUUCAGAUCAUGAGAUGUGUCAUUGCUGUCCUCAGUCUUCUCUGCCUGCUGCUUCUCAUACCCAUCGGAAUAAUGGUGAAGGGUCAGGUGUGCCCGGAAGGCUGGAUUUACCUGGAUUCUGCCUGCUAUUACUUUUCUUCUGAGAAGAUAAAUCACUCAAACAGCUCAGAUGAUUGCCGCUCCAAGGACUCCCAGCUGGCCCAUGUUGACCGACAUACAAAAUCCUUGCAGGCCGUCAUAAAUGCAACUUCAGCUGAGUUCUGGGUCAGAUUAGACAAAGUCAAUGGAUGCACCAAUCACAGCAUCAAGAAUGAAAGUUGUGCGAAGUUUGCUCAAAAUAUCAAGUUUGUGCCGUGUGAUCUGUCUCUGCGCUGGAUCUGUCAACGGAACUCCUCCCGGCCAGUCUGCAGGGACUGA
This is a messenger RNA of Rana temporaria (common frog), 468 nucleotides long. Its product is annotated as C-type lectin domain family 5 member A-like. The transcript is spliced from 5 exons. Bases 1 to 468 code for a protein of 155 amino acids. Lineage: Eukaryota; Metazoa; Chordata; Amphibia; Anura; Ranidae. The record is from RefSeq and is a predicted model, not a curated record.